This is a messenger RNA of Xiphophorus hellerii (green swordtail), 628 nucleotides long. RefSeq names its product gamma-glutamylaminecyclotransferase C-like. The record is from RefSeq and is a predicted model, not a curated record. The transcript is spliced from 3 exons. Gene Ontology annotation, molecular function: gamma-glutamylaminecyclotransferase activity. Gene Ontology annotation, cellular component: cytosol. Bases 16 to 528 code for a protein of 170 amino acids. Lineage: Eukaryota; Metazoa; Chordata; Actinopteri; Cyprinodontiformes; Poeciliidae.
GGACGCUGAUGCCAAAUGAUUCCUUUAUUACUUCAGUUGCCUACAAUUUUCCUUGUGCCUUCAGUCUUCAUGCAUCGUGUUUUUGUUUACGGCUCCCUAAAGAGGGGCCAACCCAAUUACCCCUACAUGACAGACAGCAGUAAUGGAAAGGCCGAGUUCCUCGGUACCGCCGUCACCGUCCAGAAGUAUCCACUGGUGAUCGCUACCAAGUAUAACAUCCCUUUCCUCCUUAACCUUCCUGGACAAGGUAAGAGAGUUAAUGGGGAAAUCUACCAAGUGGACGAAAAGAUGCUGCAAUACCUGGACUGGUUCGAGAAGGUUCCCACCAUGUACCAGCGGACUGUAGUGGAGCUGGAAAUCAAGAUGGCGGACAAGGAGGAGAAGCUGUCGCCUGGAAGCAUCAUGGAGGCGUUUGUGUACAGCACCACCACCUACCAGCCGGACUGGCCAUCACUGCCCACCUAUGACAACUACGACUCCAACGGAGACCACGGGCUAAAAUUCACGCUGAGGGAAGACCGGAGAUAGUGAUGCUGCUUUUAAACCCACAGAAAGGAUCAAGAGUUCUAGCAAAUGAGUAACGAAUCAAUAACUGAUCAAGUUUUCUGUUCUUAGUGAUUUAAAACCA